CUCUUCUCAAACUCUACUGUCAAAACUCUAUUCCUCCUCUUCUUCGUUUUCUGUGAUAAAUGGAUUCCGAAGUGUAAAUUACUAGGGAAAAAUGGGUGUUUUUAAUUUUUAUUUUGAAGAACAAAAUUAUUCAAAGAAAAUCAAUUUGUUUUUUUGGAGAAUGGGUAAAUUUUUGGAGAUUUAGGGGAUUUUAGUAAGAAUUUAUGGUUUAUUUUCAACAAGUAAUGGGAAUGGAAAAGUCUUGGGAUUAACGCAGAACCAGCCUAUGCAAGUGGUGAUUAAGAUGAAUGAUACUGACGCUGACCUAGCUUUGUCUUGGAGUCAAAAUGCUGCUAAUUGGGUCGAUUUGGAAGAAAUGAGUAGUAGAGUGUUGCCAUCUACAAUGGGUGCUAGGUGCUUAUUUGGAUGCACUCCACAUGAACAAUCUGACAUCAACUUGGAGAUCAAAUACCUGUUCUGUUUUGGUUCAGAUACAAAAGAUAAAAUGGAUUCGGAAACUUCUAGAGUAGUAGCUUCAACUUUCUUUAGAAGACUGACAUCAGCUACAAGGUCAUUCUUUUUGUUGGCGGUUCUUUUAAGAUCUGUAAGGCACUUGCGAAUCACCUUGGUGACUUUCUUUCUGGAGGUCAUGUAUGUAUCAAUUUCAAUUGAACAUUUACGAGUGGAGGAUUGAAGAUCUUGCACAGAUUGCUUCAUUUGAGACAAAACAUCCUUGAUGGUGCUGCAAACAUCCAACAAUGUGAUAGAUCCAUCCAAGACUGUAUCUAAGCAUUUCACAUCAUGGUUAGAAAGUAAAUCCUCAACAGAUUCAUACAAGUCUUUAAGACCAGCUAAAUUGUUAGAGAUGGAUGAGGAUGAGGUGGCUAGUUCUGAAGAUCUUAAUCGGCACAAUUGCUCCUCAACUACAAGAGUCAGAGGAUAAGAUGUGGUGGGUAAACUGAUUGAUCGAGCAUGGAAAGUUUUGUUUGAGGAAGCCAUCUUCACUUUGGUUAGCAGAAGAAGUUGUAGAAUUGAAUUUAGUUUUUGUUGAUUAAAGGGUUAUUGAUAUUGCAGCGUAUAUACAAUACUAAAGGGGACAUGAGGAAUCUCAUCAAGGCUCUCAUGGUCAGUUCAUUUCAGGCUGCAUGUGGUGAACCUCCGUUUCUGUCGCCCGUGUCUGUGGGUUGUCCCAUUUAUCAGAGACAUACACUCAUAUAGGAAGGAAAAUCACUUUGUAGGUUAGUAUCUUCAAACUUGUCGCUUUGUCACAACUAAGAACCAUUUAAGCCUGUAAACCCAAUCAAUGCAUAACAUAAUUUUACACGAGUAACUAUUAUUUUGGUGAAUAUCAUACCUGUAUUUUAGUCUGAGCAUCAAACUCAU
Messenger RNA from Papaver somniferum (opium poppy), 1362 nucleotides. RefSeq lists its product as uncharacterized. The transcript is spliced from 2 exons. Lineage: Eukaryota; Viridiplantae; Streptophyta; Magnoliopsida; Ranunculales; Papaveraceae. The coding region runs from base 266 to 673 and encodes 135 amino acids. The record is from RefSeq and is a predicted model, not a curated record.